Molecule: messenger RNA, 1620 nt
Organism: Durusdinium trenchii
Lineage: Eukaryota; Dinophyceae; Suessiales; Symbiodiniaceae
Source: the annotation of a GenBank genome assembly
AUGUCAGAGCCAGCGUUGCCAGAGAUUGCCAACCAGCUCAGGGCCUACUUCAAGGUCCUCAGACGUCGUCGAGGAGAGUCCAUGGCAGCUUUCUGUGUGCGGCAUCGUGAAGAAUACGCUCGCACCUGCAAAGCCUUGACAAGAGUCAUGAAGGAACAACGCCAACUUGGCCAACAAGGACCACAAGCCUGGCACUCUGGACGACGGAACUCCCAAGGGUCAAUGGAGCCCAUUCCAGAGCGUGCGCCUGCUCGGUCAUCACGAACCGGGGGGUCCAGUGAUCGAGCAGCAAACACGGCCUCCGAAUCAGACGGACUCACUACCACAGAGACCGUCGAGAACCCAGCCGAAGAGGACGACCCUACUUGGGAGGAAGAUGAAACUUGGUGGUGGUGGUGGUACGCCAACUGGUGGCAAACAGAGGCGUGGAACGCCGCCUAUAGUUGGGAGCCACCACGAAAUGAAGACGACAGCACAGCAGCCACGGCCGAUGAAGAAGAUGACGAAGAAGACUUCAUCGAGAUCUUGCCAGAUGUGAUCAAAGGAUGGCUGCUGCUAGAGAAGUCUAACAUCGACCACAUGGAAAGAAGCCUGAUCCAAAGUGAAGUUCGCAACAACUUCUCCCUCCAGUCAGUCGAGAACGCCCUGAGGAGCCACUUCACUGAUGACCAGAUCCGGAAGAGAGAUGGGGGCGAGACCCGACAUGACCUCUUUGAGGCCGAAGAUGAUGGUCUCGAGGAUGAGCCUCCUGGGGAAGCCGACAACUUCGUACUGGAAGACCUGCCCGAAGAGACACAAGCCUUCUACCAACAAGCCCGAGCCGAUGAAGAGGCCGCAUGGAUGCAGAUCCAGCAGGGGCGACAGACUCUGCGAGAGGCCCGGGCCAAGCAACAUGAUGUGCGGAUGGGGCGCAAGUUCUUCGAUAGUCGGAGGAAGCCCAACUUCCGCAUGGGAGAAAGGCAUGGCCUCGGCAAGGGCGACGGCAAGAACAAAGGAGGAGGGCCCUGCGCUCGUUGCGGAAAGGCCCACGACACUCGCUCCUGUCCCCAGAAGUCAGACACCCGAGAGACGGAGUCCAAGUCCUACGAGGCAGAAGAACACUCCGAGUUCGUGUACGGCCAGCUUUGUACCGAAGAAGCUGUCAAAGAAGGCUAUGGGGUGUUGGAUGGAGGAGCCACCAAGACCAUGGCAUCAAUCCAUGCCCUCGAGUGCUUGGAAGAAAAAGUCAUGAACAAGCAGCACAACAGCGCCAUCGUGCACGUGGACACCUCGGACAGGCCAUUGUUCGGGUUCGGCAACAGCGAGCACAAUCGCUGCGUCUCAACAUGCUACAUCAAGAUCCCCACGAAGGACCAGAACAUGAGCCUGAAAGUUCACGCCCUGGACAAGGGCAAAGCCCCAGUGCUGGUCUCAGUUGACACGCUCCGACGAAUGGGAGCCAUCAUAGAUUUUCAGCACAAUGAAGCAAUUUUUACAAAGGUCAACCCGACCAAGCUGGUCCCACUGCGCCAGUCAGCAGCAGGACAUCAGCUGAUGCCCUUGACCACCGAUUUCAUGGAGGAAGGUAAAACCCUUCCUGUGACAGCAGAGAGUCUGUCACAGCUUUUUCGCAAAGAAUAG